AUGCAUGUGCAUUUUGAACAAAACACUUCCACAAGAUCGGAAUGUACCAUCCACACUCUGUCCUGGAUGGGAAAAGUUCCAGAAAGUCUUCCAGAGGAGGAUGGAGGCUGGAAAUUGAAUCGUAGUCAAUAUUAUUCAGAGGGGUGGCUGGCAAGUGGAAACGCCAAAGGAAUUGUGGGAAUAACUUUCACUACCAGUCAUUGUCGAAAAUAUGAUGCACCACAGAGGUCAAAUUUCAACUUGAGAGGUCAUAGAAGUGAGGUGAUCUUGGUGCGCUGGAAUGAACCGUAUCAGAAGCUGGCUACCUGUGACUCUCAGGGUGUGAUAUUUGUGUGGAUCAAACAUGAAGGACGAUGGUCAAUAGAACUCAUCAAUGACAGAAAUAGUCAGGUAACAGACUUUGCCUGGUCACAUGAUGGGAGGAUGGCUCUGAUCUGCUAUUGUGAUGGCUUUGUUUUGGUUGGGUCAGUAGCAGGACAACGCUAUUGGUCAUCCAUGCUAAACUUGGACAACACCACCAUCACCUGUGGAGUUUGGUCACCUGAUGACCAGAAGGUGAUAUUCGGUACGACUGGCGGACAGCUGAUAGUGAUGAGUUCCACUGGAGCAAUGUUGACACAGGUGGUCAUAAAUGACAGCAUGGAGAUAAGCACCAUGGCAUGGUCAUGUGAGAAGUUCAACAUGGAUGAAUCCGACGCCAAAAGUAACAACACCGAGAAUAUUAGCCAUCCCUCGGAAGAUAGUAACCAUGUCCUGGCCAUCUGCUUCAAGUAUGGAGCGAUAUACCUGAUGUCAAAUUACGAUGACAUUUGUCCACGAGUUGUCCAUACUUUGCUCACAGGUCUCCGCAUGGACUGGUCAAAUUGCGGUGAGAUACUGGCAGUUGGGGGUUUCAUCCGUCUGCCAAACCUACAAUGCAGGAAUGAGCUACAUUUCUACUCACGGGACGGACGUCUGCUUCACUGGAUCUCUAUACCAUCUCAGGGCAAACCAUUAACAGCGUUAUGUUGGGGCCAUAAUGACAAGCGCCUCUUUUUGGCCUCUGGUUUCAACCUGCAUGUAGCAUGGGUUACCAAGCAAGUGGCACCGCUUCAGUUUCUAUGUCAGCGGAUCAUCCAGGACAACAUUGCACAAGAACGAAAAGUCAGCAAGCUACCUCUGCCAUCUCGUAUACGACACAGUAUUCAGUCUCUUUUCUCACCCACUAUAAAGGUACCUGAUAGCAUUAUAUAG
This is a messenger RNA of Ylistrum balloti, 1233 nucleotides long. Its product is annotated as tubby-related protein 4-like. Gene Ontology annotation, biological process: intraciliary retrograde transport; protein localization to cilium; non-motile cilium assembly. Gene Ontology annotation, molecular function: protein binding. The coding region runs from base 1 to 1233 and encodes 410 amino acids. Gene Ontology annotation, cellular component: intraciliary transport particle A; non-motile cilium. The record is from RefSeq and is a predicted model, not a curated record. The transcript has 7 exons. NCBI's taxonomy places the organism in Eukaryota, Metazoa, Mollusca, Bivalvia, Pectinida, Pectinidae.